Molecule: messenger RNA, 523 nt
Organism: Hyposmocoma kahamanoa
Lineage: Eukaryota; Metazoa; Arthropoda; Insecta; Lepidoptera; Cosmopterigidae
Exons: 3
Source: RefSeq, a predicted model, not a curated record
GUAUCUUAACGCUGAUGAACGCCUGUACGCUGAUGCUGUUGAGUGUUGCGUUUAGGGAAAUCUCGAAAACUCGUCAACACGCGUGCACUGAUGAGAGCGGUCUGUUCUUGCGGUCGGAGGCAGAUGGUCAGUGUAAGGGAAAGACCGGUGCUAUAGUUAUUCUUUCUAUAUUUCAGGUCAAAUACCUAGGCCAGAGCGACGCAAAAGGUCUAUGGGGAAUCAAGCAUACGAGAAAGCCUGUUGAUCUCAUGGUAGCGGCAGCAAAGGCAUUGCCUCCAGAUCAAAUCCUGCCAAUAGUGAAACUGAAGAUCACGGUAGAUGGUGUAUUUAUGGAGACAGUCAAUAUGGGCUUGAAGAAAGAAGAUUUCCAGCAUAUGAGCAUGUUUUUUAACAUUGAAAGCAUUUCUUAUGGAGUGCAGGAUCUAGUCUACACCAGAGUAUUCUCCAUGAUAAUAGUAAAGGAUACUGAAGCCGCGAAGGGGCUUAACCCGUUCGAGUGUCAUGCGUUCGUCUGUGAGUCUAG